AUGGUCGACCGAUCACCAUUCGUAUUCCAUGUCGGCCGCGGGCUGGAGGAGCGAAUUGCUUUGCGCGAGAGAGUCCUUCGUGGCCCCCCUGACGGAAAACUGCCCCACAUAGGCCCGUCUCAUUCGCCGGGAACCUCUUGGCGCCGUCUCUUUGCCCCAUCUCGCACCCUCAAGCCUUCAGAUGUAUUUCUCAAGUACCUGCUCCACGAGAAUCUACAUCUUGAUGCAACGAUUUUCGAUGCGCAUCCCGAGUACCGACUACGUGUCUACCCUAUCAGCCUAUCAAUCCACCUACCUGAUGGCGAUGUACACACGGAGACGGUGCCGAUGAAUCUCUCUCUCCCUGAACGUUCAGUAUCCAACCAGCGACAUGUUAACCAAAUAGCGCCAAUCAUGCAAAGGGGAAACAGCAGUGAGCGGGAGAAGGGAAAAACCAAGUGUUGCGCCAGAAGGACCAUUCGUCCUACGACCAAUUCACCGUUCGCCUCGUCGACCAAUCUUGCUCCCCACCUCUGCUCCCAAGCAUCCCCCCUCGCCGUCCCAUCCCACCCCAGUCCCUACUCGUACUUCAUGUUCCGCCUUAUCUCCUCUUCACCUACGAAUACUCCAGAGCGCUCCUCUAGUAGCUCACUCGUCCUACCUUAUCCGCCUGACCACUUUCGGGGCGUGUCUCCUCGCUAUUUGCUCGCCUCGUUGCUUUUUUUUUCUCUCCUCAUCCUCUUGCUUCAUAUUGCCAACCCACCAACACCACCUCUUCUUUACUCCCUCCCCUUCCCAACUUCCCCCCAAAUCACCUUCGCUCCGCAGAAGAAAAAAAAGACAGGAGCACCAUCGUCUUUGACACAUCGGCUACCGGUUUUCGAUAUUCACAUUGGUUCCAGGCCUUCACUGAGCUAA
This is a messenger RNA of Colletotrichum lupini, 897 nucleotides long. RefSeq lists its product as uncharacterized. The record is from RefSeq and is a predicted model, not a curated record. NCBI's taxonomy places the organism in Eukaryota, Fungi, Ascomycota, Sordariomycetes, Glomerellales, Glomerellaceae. Bases 1 to 897 code for a protein of 298 amino acids. The transcript is spliced from 6 exons.